AUGUUCAAGGCCCUGAUGGGCGGGGGCCGCUCGUCGUCUUCAUCCGACGUUCGUAGCUCCAAAAGCAGCCGGCGCAAGUCUGAAAAGCUCGACAAAUCUGACACUAGAUCGAUCUCAAGUCGCAAGUCUUCACGGGGUGACGACCGUGACCGCGGCCUGGGUGACUUGUCGUCUUAUUCGCCAUCGGCUUCGCGCAGUAAGCGUGGCCCACCUAGCAUUGCCGGCGACUCUAUCGCAUCAACCUAUGUGACCGCUGAGCCAGAACCCAUUGAUGAAUCCGAUCGCUACUACAUUGAGCGCACACCAAAACGCAGGGACAGUGAACGGGAAAGCAAGAGUUAUCGUCGGCGCGACCAGGACCGAUCCGAGAGCCCAGAGCGCGAGCAGAGGAGCCGCCGAGGAACAAAAGAUAAUCUGGACGAUGACUUGGAUUGGGAGCGGGACCGUAGCGAGCGUCCCCGCACCCAGCCAGGGGCUCCUUAUGUGCCACCGAUCUCUACAAACAUGCCGUCUAGCGCCCCCGGCGCGCAGUUCGCCGCCGAGAUUGGCGCCCCGGGAUUCUCGCAAUUCCCCAUGCAAUACAACACUGGAAUACCGCCCGCGGGUCAUUCGCCAGCGCAUGAAGUUUCAUAUGACCCGCACGUGCAGCACCAAUUUCCCGGCCAGUUCCCAGAGCAAAGUGCUGCACCUUAUCCGCCGCCUAACCCCGCCGGCGCUGCGGCGGACUACUAUGGUGACCAAGGCCAGUCUGUCGAGCACCAGCCCGGUAUUAGACCCGCUCCCCCGAGCGUGCUGCCUAAUACCCAAGCACACUUGAUGGCCGCAUCGCCAUCGGCUAACCCACCCCCAGAGCCCAGUAGCCUGGGCGAGACUGGUGCGGCGGCGGCCUAUUUUGACGAUAAUUUUCAUGCUCCGGCAAUUUCUUCAUCUAAACCCCCGAAACCCUCUAAGCCUUCGAGCCCCCCAAAGCCUUCUUCCUCGGGCAUUCUUCCUGCUGCCGCUGUUGGAGCUGCCACCUAUGGCAUUGGUGGUAUGAUGUCUCAUUCCGAGUCUCAUUCUUCUGCCCAGCACGCUACUUCUUAUACCCACCAGGGUCAGCCAAUGACACACGGCCAGUCAAUGGGAUAUGAUCAACCGAUGGCAAGCAGCGGCUACCAACCCCCUUCCAAGCCGUCCCACUCUCAUAGCUUCAGUGAAGGUGUUGGUAUUGCUGCUGCGGGUGCUGCGACAGGGUAUAUGAUGGGUCAUCACCAUCACUCAUCUAGCCCUGAGCACGCACCACAAUACGCUUUCCAGCACCACGGGCAACCUUCUCAGGCUGGUGGUAUGAUACCUUAUGGCCCUGGUCACAAUCACACUUUGUAUGCUGCAGGUCCAGGAGGGUACGCGUCCCAACCUGCCUACAACCCGGGUUUCUAUCCUCAUGGUCCAAGUGCGCUAGCUUUCCAAGAGCGUCAGCGUGGCGCCAUGGGAAGAUUCGUUGAUUUCUGGCGUGAUCCCGAAGCGGUUGGUAGAUUUGAGGACUACACAGAAACCAUCGGUGUGUGCAAAUACUGCUUCCAACCUGGCACGACCUCCGCCGAUGCCCCUCGCAAGCACCAUUAUCAUAGCCGCCGCCAACAUUCCGACGAUCGGCGAAGCAGUGGUAGCUCUAGAGUCAGCAAAACCAGCCGAUACAACACCUCAGAAGAUGAGGGUCGCCGAAGGUCAAAGUCCAAGAAAUCUUCCUCGUGGCUGCCUGGCAUGCUAGCCGGUUAUGCGACUAAGUCGCUGUUCUCAAACAAGGAGUUUGACGAUUCUUACAGCCUCCGCUCUGGCCGGGUAAACUCCUCCCAUGGGGAAGAAGAUGACCGAAGGAGCUACACCUCUCGUGGUGUGAUCCGUCGUUCUGGCCGUAGUCCUCACAGAGACCAUUACGUAGACACCAAGCGUGCGUCUCAUUCUGGACAUUCCGGACAUUCUCGGCACACACGCUCCCGAUCGCGGUCUUCCUCUAGAUCUGGCCGGCAUUCGUACCUGAAGGAAGCUGCACUCGGUGCCGCAGUGGGUGGGGCCGCGCUGGCCGUUGCAAAGUCGCGCAACCGCUCCCGCAGUCGUUCUCCUGGAAGACGGCAACACCGAAAGGACUCUUCCUCGUCAUCAUCCUUUGUCAAUCUUCCCAGGCCCGGCAGGAAGUCUAUCGCUGGUGGUAUCGGGUCUUUCUUCACUGCUUCGUCCGAGAACAGGAAGAAACGUCAUACCAAGAAACGGAGCGGUUUCUUUUCUUUCAAGAGUGGCUCUUCAUCCUCUUCAUUGGACAAUGAUCUCGCAUUCGGGGAUGGGUUCUCAAGGAAGCCCUCCAAACUCAAGAAGAAGGGGAAGAAGGCUAAAGAUGUUGAUACCGCUUUGCAAGAACUCAGCGACACUGCAAACCGGUUGGCUGGCUCCUCGCCACACGGUGUCGGCCGCAGUGCCGGCCAGAUGUACACAGCUCGAUCUCGACACGCCAACCACACCUAUUCUACCACACAGGACGAAGAAUGGGUCGAUGCCGACUCGGAGGACCAGUCUUCUACCAGUAUUAGCUCUGCUCUGGCGUUCGGAGGAAGCAGCGCCGAGUCUUCCUCUGACUCCGCUAGUAGUAAAUGGGGCUGGAGAUGGGGAAGCAAGAAGGACAAGAAGAAGAAGGACAAACGGUCGAGUGCUACAAAUGCCGCUCUGGUAGUUGGCGCCGGUGCUAUUGGAGCCGCUGCAAUUUCUUCUGCUCGUCACCGUGAUAGCGAACCCCCAAGUAGAUCUGGGAGCUUGCAACACGUUUACCCAAUGCCUACUUCCGACCCCUCUCGCUUUGAUGUUGCAAAGAUGUCUCCAUCUGCAUCUGCCGGCGAACCAGCACUCAUCGGCCCGGGACCCAUCCCUCUCCAGCAGCCUCAGCCUUUUACCCCCGUCUCUCAAUCAGUAUAUACUACCCAGGGAGCUGUGCCGGGUUCGAUCCCCGUACACAGUACCCCAGUAGUCCCAGUAGCGCCACCCUUCUAUGCUAAUGGGGCUGGAAACUACGACACGCAGUUCCAAGGCCCCCGUGAUCCAGCAUGGGCGCCAGAAGAGCUAGCAUACGCCGACCGUCGGAGACCUCAUCGCAGUGAUUCCUCUCCUGUUUUCCCCACCCAGGAAACUGCUUCCAGCCUCAAGCGCCGGUUCACCGCUAAGGAUCAAGCCUCCGUGCAAUUCAACUUGACGGAAGAGCAAGCAGAGAGGGAACGGCAUCUUACCCGUCGUAACAAGAACUCCCGGGUUGAAGCCGCGGAUCAACCGGUUCAAUUGAUUGAUCGAGAAGAAGAGCUGACCCGCAAGGAACACGAGCGUAGAGAGCGUCACCGGAAGGGGCGAGAGGACGAAGAGCCCCGGUAUGCCGACCACAAAGGAAAUGGCUCAUCCUGGGUUGGCGCAGCGGCAGCUGGAGCAGCUGGGGCUGUUGCUGUCAGCACUAUUCUCUCUCGCAAGACAAAUGAUGACGAAGCCUCUGAAGCCAGCCAGCGAUACAAUGAGCGCCGAGAAAAACGCCGCGCUGAGCGGAAACGCGAUAUGGAUACAGUGGCAGAUACUUCUGUUGUAUCGCGGUUUGAGCCCGCUCAAUCUAUUGAUGAGAAGACCACGGUGGGACCACGCGAAGACAAGAAGAAAGAGUCUCCUCGAUCUCCCCGUCCAGCACCCGUUUACGACGAUUACGCAGAAUUUUACGCCCCUGAGGAGAUACGACACAGCCCAGAUGAUAAUUCUCACACUCGCGACUCAACCAAUAUGCCAAAUAUCGUGGAGAUAGAGCCCGCCAGCGAACAACGUGCACACGAGGAGCCUGGCCCCGCAGAGCUAGACUAUUCAUAUGAACCCUAUCAACACGUGGACCGGCUCCCAUGGCCAGUCCCUGGGCUCAACUUCAUUGAGCCAACUCCCCCCCAAAGUGUGCACGGUGGUUCCGUACGCGAAGCUACCUCCCCAACCGCCCCUGUAACUAAGUCCUAUGACACCAAGCCUCGCGAACGACCAGCCGGCUCCCGGGUCUCUUGGGGCGAACAUGAAACUCAUGAGUACGAGAUCCCCUCUUCUUCUGAACAGGAUCCCCUUGAGCAUGACAUUCCCCCCACCGAGAUUUCAGCCAAGGACAUUCCUCUCCCGGCAUCCGAGAUAUCCCAAAUCAAGGAUACCUCCAGCAAACCGGAGUACGGUGCUGACAUUGAAUUCGCCGCCACAAUCGCUGCUGCGACAGCCGCAACCGGAUUCGAUCCCACUCUGAUCACAAAUGACCCAUCCUACCACACCCGCACUUCCCCUCCUGGGUCAGAGGAUGAAAACACAUUUACCUCACCCUGGUCUGCGUCGGCUCGAAAGGAGCCCCACGGCUUCGUGGAGGGCGAGCUUGAAGAACUCGACCCCAAGUCUACGAAUGAUAUCCCUGCCGCCCCCGAGCACGUGGUCCACAACAAGGAUGAACUUUUCUUCGACGAGCCAGAAGUAUACUCGAAAGAUCGGGAUAUUUCCUCAGGACGCCGUGACAAAUCAUCGAUUGCCCAGGAGGUAAUCGAGCAACUGAAUGGCAAAUAUGGUAGACGGGAUCGUACCGCUUCCCCUGAAAAAGAUAUAGAUGUGUUCUCGAUGCCCGGUGGCUUUGACACAGCCGACUCUAGAGAGUUGGUUGACAAUAGAUCAGCGGUCUCGGCGCCGGCGCCUGUUGCUAUGGACCCAGAGACCCCGAUUAAGCUCAAGUCGAAGAAGUCGAGGCGGAGUGGCGAUGUCUUCGAUCUCCCCGAGUUCCAAGAGCGGGAACUGGCCGAGCCCCCUGUUGUGAAGGAUGAAACAUCCAAGUCCCGCAAGUCCCGGCGCGGUGGCGAUAACUUCGAGAUCUACGAAUCACGGGAGCCGUCCCCGUCUCAGGAUAAGUCUUAUUCUGUUGUAUCCGCUCCCGUCUCGAAGGAUGAAACGUUCAAGUCAAAGUCCAGGAAGUCCGGGAGCAGUGGGGAUGACUUCGGAAUUGUUGACUACCCGGAGUCAGAAGCUCCUGAGUCUCGUGAAGAUUCUUUCUCUGUUAUCUCUGCUCCUGUUUCGAAGGACGAGACUUCUAAGUCUCAGUCCCGCAAAUCUCGGCGGAGCGGCGACGACUUCGAGAUCUACGAGUCACGCGAACCAUCUAAAUCUCGGGAUGACAACCGAUCGGUUACCUCUACUCCUGCCGGUAAAGAGUACAAGUCAUCCAAGUCAAGUAAAUCCAGAGGCAGUGGAGAUGAUUUCGAUCCAAACCGUGAUGCCGAAACCGUUCCCGACGACGAGGAAGGUGGCGAGGAGAAGAAGAGGCGUCGCAAGCGUCGAUCAAAGCAUGAAAGUGACCCCUUCUCUGUUGAUGAUGAUGCCCGCUCUGCCAUUACGGACAUUGGAGACGACAAGUCUGAGCGCCGCAAGCAUCGCCACCGCUCAUCCCGGGAAGCCGACUUCGAUGACAAUGCCUCUAUAACCUCUUCUCCAGCUCGAAUUGACGAAUCCCGGGAGAGGCGCCGAGGCAAGGACGAGAAAGAAAAAAGCGGUGGCUUUUUGAGAAGUAUUUUCGGCUCACAGGUGUCGGCCCCAGCUGAGCGUGUUCGGUCUGACCAUGCUCGCUCUUCCUCGCUGGAUAAGCGACCAUCCCGCGAAGCCAUAUCUGAAGCUGGUGUAGACGAUGAACGCCGCCGCCAUAAGAAGCGUUCGUCUAAGCACCGCAGCUCCAGUAAUGGAGAUGAGCUGGAUCGCUACAUGUCGGACAAGGAAAAGGGUCAGGAUGACCCAAAUCUGGAGGAGUACAGGUCCAGUAGGCAGCAAAAAGAAGAGCGGCGUCGUCAUCGGUACGAGGAAAUCGUGGAUUCGGGGAGGAAACGGGAAUCUGAGAAGGACGGAUAUAGUGACAGCUUCGACGAACAAUCUUUCUUAAGGGAGCGCCCUGAAAUUCUAGCAGAGCGCGAAGAUUAUGCUUCAUGGCUUCCAGCAUCGGCGGGUAGCGCAGCUGUACUCGCUGCAACAUCAGGGCUGAAUGAGAUUACACAGAGGCCCCGGAGCCACUCCGCUUCUCCCCCAGCCACGGAGAAAACACUUGACUUGACCCCGAAGUCUCUGAGCCGCCCCGCUUCACCUGAAACAAGCCACCCACAGGGGUCCCGAUCCCCUAAGCAACGCCGACACUCCGUGGCCAAGUCUAUCAUCGAAUCGCCCACAGCCGUGCCUCUCCACUUUCGUCGGCCCCCAACUUCCCCAGGCCUAACACGCGCAGUACCCGUUGAACAACCCGCCGCCAUCACCUCCCCAGGCUCCCCAAGCCAGCAACGCAACCGCCGACCCGGGUCAGUCGAGUUCCGAAACUCGCGCGAAAUCCGCCCUCUAUGGCUAGUCGAACGCCACAGUUUGAUCAAGGGCGAGCCUGAGACCAAGGAUCCCUUGCCAUCGCUCCCCUCUAGCAAGACCUCCUCCCGCGUCCCGUCAGUAGAGGAUCUAAAAUCCCUUCAUGACGACGAUGGCCUUAAAAGCUGGGAGCAUGUAGACCUGAGCGACUCAAUUAUGGAGAGCCAGCGGCCGACCGGUCUGAUGAUCUCAACUGACCAAGCAAAUCAAAGCCAUGAUAGAGACCUUGAUCUCCUCGGCUCGGAGCAGCCCACACCUACCGCUGAACAUUUCCAGGAUGCAGAGUCCAGGAAGGAGAGGCCCAGAUACGAGUUCCACUCUCCCUCUGAGCUCCUACGGGACCCCGCUGUUCUGGACGAGUUGCCUCCUUCACCUACGCUGAACGCUCUGCCUUCUCCAGAGGGCUCCAUGGUUGGUGUUGGGACUAGGGAGCAAGAAACGCAGCGUGCGCUUGAUGCUCUCGAGGGCGUGUCCCACCCUCAUCCCGAGCUCGAAACACCGACCCAAGAAAAUAAUUCUUUCUUCAGCGGCGCUGCGGACUUUGCAAAGGGAGCAGGCUUUGCCGGUGUUGUCGGCGCAGCUGCCAUUGCCGCCACCAAGGCACAUGAUGAGCCUCGCACCUUGCCUAUAGAUGAACCAGCCAUGGCCCAUGACUUCGGCGAUAUUGUCGAUGCAGCAGUUGCCGCUAACCCUUCCUCUCACGGCCAUGACAAGGCACCUGUCGAUGAGGAGGCGAUUAGUGAGCCGGUUACUGCCAUCGAAGAGAAUGCUCCCACCGUGUUGGAGUCCAUGCACCCAGGGAUGGAUGCAGCCAAGGAAUUAGUUACUAAAUUCACUGAACAGCCUGUUGAGUCUUCCGAUCUUCAAACUCAGCCCGAGACUAGCGUCGCUCCUGACGACGGUGUGGCUACCCAGUCUUCUAAGAAGAAAAACAAAAAGAAGGCCAAGAAGAACCAGGCUCAAAAUGCGGAUCGAGAAGCCCCCCAGGAGCCUUUCGCGCAGGAAGAUUUGUCAAGGGAGAUGGUGCAGGGUUCUACUGUGGACGCACCUGUCGUUGAAGCUGUUUCUGCUGGGCCCGAGCCUGCUGUUCCCGUGUCUCUUCAGGCAUCCCAUGAGCUUGGACCUGAGCUUAAGGUUGAUGAGCCUGUGGUCAAAGCUACUCCUGUUGAUUCUGUACCUCUCGAGGGCGCUCUCGUUGAGCCCGAGGUUGUCAUUCGCGAGAAACCUGAGAUUGAGUUCUCCCGCGAGCUUGAGCUUGAGCCUUUCGUUACAGAAACCCAAGAACCAGAAGUUGUCGCCGCUCCUGAAUCAGAGCCUACACAGGUGCCGUCCACCGAAACCGAACAGGCUGAAGACGCUGUAUCAUCUACUAAAAAGGCUAAGCGCGACAAGAAGAAGCAGAAGAAGAAGUCUCGAAACACAUCUAUCGCUGAAGAGCCUGCACAUGAUACCCUCGUUGCUCAGCCUCAGGAUGAUACUUCUGCCCCUAAGGAGAUUGAGAGCCCACAAGAUAACGAAACAUCUACGCCCGCUGAAGAGAUUGUGGCUGCGCCCUUGUCCGAGGAUAUUGCUGCUUCUGCUGAACACCCCGAGAGCACCACUGACCAGAUUGUGACCUCAUCUGCUCCCCUUGAUACAGAGCAAGCUCGAAGCCAGCAGGAAUUCGGAGAGCAGGCCGAGCCUGUGGACCAAGUAUCUACUGAAGAAUCUGUUCUACCUGUUUCCGAAGAUCCCAGUUUACCAGUUCAGGAAGCAUCGACCCCAGACCAUGUUUUUACAGAUGCGAAUGAAACCCAAACUACUGGCGAGAAUGAACCAGGAGCGGAGGAUCUAUCCCGCAGCCUGGAAGAGAUUGAGAAGCCAACUGAAGACCCUGUUCCAGAGGCCCCUCUCGGUUACACCACCCUCGAAAUUCCUGAAACACCCAAAGAAGACACCGAAGGCGAAGACAAUUUCGAAGAGGCUGUCGAAGAACAGAUUCCAGUUCCACAGCUCGCCGAAGAAAAGGAGGGUGCACCUGAGCCUCCCAGUGAAGUUGCUGCAGACUCCCCCGCAGAGGCCUCGGAAACAAAGGCGGAGAAGCGAAAAAACAAGAAAAAGAAGAAUCGUAAAUCCACUGCUGUCGAAGAAACACAGGUCUCCGCCGAAACACCCACCCCCGAGAUUGAAUCUCCGCCAAAAAGUCAAGAGCUCGAACCUGAGCAAUCAGCUACUGUUGAUCCUGCGGAUACCCAAUCCCCUCCAAUUGGCGGUGAAGCCUUACCUUCUGAUGUUGAACACUGUGAGCAGCCGGCCAAGGAUGUUGACCAGCCCUUCGAACCCACAGUUGAGGAGCAUGCAGCUACCCAAGAGCGGGAGCAAGCCCCAUUGGAGGCCGAUGCGGAUAUAACAGCUGUCGCGACCGAGUCAGUGGGACACGAGGAGCCGUCCGACGCACUGUCAGAGCCAGCUGUCGUCCAGGGCCAGCCUAACACUGGAAUCUCGGAUCCUUUUGAGAAGGCUUCUCGCGAAAUUCCAGAGCCUUCCGUUGUUGAGACUCAAAUCACAGCUGAAGCCCAAGCUGAACCUCAAGUUGAAGUUGAAGCCGAACCUGAAGUCGCCUUAACUACGGCUCAAAAGAAGAAGGCCAAGAAGAAUAAGAAGAAAGGCAAGCAGAGUGAAGCUUCAAUUUCUACCAACGAUAAACCUGCUGAGUCUAGCUCGCCGGCACCUGAACCUGAGACCGCCGCUGCGGAUAUAGCCAAGGAAACGCCUCUUAUCACUGAACAGGUAGCAGUGGAUGUGCCUCAGCAAGUAAUCGAGAUGCAGCCGCCCGUUGAGAUUGGGCGAUUGCCUGAGUCAGAGCAACUUCCCGAUAUUGAACAAAUACCUGAGGUUGUGUCGGCCCAGGAGGAAGAUUCUUCUUCACGUCAUCCGGAACCAACGGCAGACGUAGAGGAGGCAGAGACGCCUAAAGAAGGGCCCAUCGCAACAGAGCAACAGCCUAAAGUCGAAGAAUCUCCUGUCGAGCCAGAGGUUCCUAUGACUGCCGCGGAGAGGAAGAAGGCUAAGAAGGCCAAAAAGAAGCAGCAGAAGGAACAGGAAGAGAGCAUUGGCUCUAUUCCCGAAGAUAACAAGCCGGUUGAGUCUUCUGCUGCGCCUGAUGCCGAAUCCGCGGAGCCAAGCAAGGAUAUUGGGCCUGCGGCGGAAAUUGAUGAUGUUGCUGCAGCAGAAUUCACACCGGUGUCUUCCGGGCCUGCUGAUCAUGAACAUGGCAUUGCACCUGCCUCCGCAAACGAGCCAGAGGCGUCUCCAGUCACCGAAGAUACCCUUCUACGGACCGAUACUGAGACUAUCGAAUCAAGGAAAGAUGCCGAGCCUCCCACCGAGGCCGAAGCCCCGGGAGAAGAUGCUGCCCCAUCAUCGGAGCUUGAGGCCACCGAAGCUAUCGCCGAUGUUUCACUUGUAUCGGAAGAAAUAAAUACUCCUGUCCAACAGGACAAUGCGCUUAAGGCAGUGGACCUGAAGACCGAGGAUACGACCACAGCGUCGACAGAAGAACCCUCGGUUGACCCUGCCGAGAUCGAUGCCCCAAAAGCACAAGAACAAUCUCCUGAACCUGAGGUUCCAAUGACUGCUGCCGAGAGGAAGAAGGCCAAGAAGAACAAGAAGAAGCAGCAGAAGCAAGAGUCUGUGCAGCUUGAUGAGCAGCCGACGCGAGAGGCCGAGCCUACUUCUACCGAGGAAAAUAGCCGUGACAUUUUGCCGGAGAGUGAGGCCUCUCCCACCAGAGAAGCUGGUGCGGGCGUUGACGAUCCCUCGCAACCCGAGGCAGCCCGCGAUAUCGAAGCCGAGACCAAGCUCGAGCAGGAGCAAGCUCAGGAUGUGCCGAUUCUCGACUUUGAAGUUGCACCCGAUGCAUCCACAGACGAGACCAUUCCUACCCAGAAUGUUGCUGAACAAACUGUUGAUGUUGAAGAUGGAGUCAAAGAAACCGCAUCAGAGCCUACGGGCGAAGUUGCUUCCACGGAGGAGGUCCAAGAAGAACAGAAGCUUGGUUCAGCCGUCAUUGAGGAGCCCGUCUCAGACAAGCCCCUCGAUGAGAACCCCUCAGAGUCUGCACCAGAGCCAGUUGUGGAGGAGGCUCAGCCUGCGGAGUCCGCAUCAAGUUCAGUGGUGGAGCCGGCUGAAGAUGAGCAGUCGGUAACUUCUUCUAAGUCUAAGAAGAAGAAGAACAAGAAGAAUCGCCAAUCAGUUGCGGCUGAAGAGGAUCAGCCUGUAUCCACUGAGGAGGAAUCCAAGGUUAUCACCGCGGAAGAAGAGCCUACAAUCAUACCUGCUGGGAGUGAACCAACCGAGCCCACGCCAUCUCAAGAGCCUGAACAGCCUUCCCCUGAUAGAGACGGGGAGGCUCCUAUGGUGACGGAAGCGGCACCCGAGGCGGAAGAGCCCACCCCGAAAGAGACCACGCAGCCAGAGGCCCCUAGUGAUGAUGCAGUUCCCACCGAGACCGCGGACGAGGCCUCGAUGACACCUGCACAGAAGCGGAAGGCUAAGAAAGACAAGAAAAAGCGCCAAUCAGUUGCCGCUGAAACAGAGCAGCCUGUACCCCUCCAGGAGGAGGUUAAGCUUGCACCCGUUGAAGAGUUGACACCUAUACCUACUGAGAGUGAAUCAACCGAGCCAGCACAAUCCCAGGAGGCUGGACAGCCUUCUCCCGAUGACGACACGGAGACUCCUAUUGUUACGGAAGAGCCCCUUCGGGAAGGGUCCACGCAGCCAGAGGCUCCUGCCGAUCUUCCUGUCGACACAGCCGCCACCGAGCCCACUGAAGAGGCAUCGAUGACUCCCGCUCAGAGGCGGAAGGCCAAGAAAGACAAGAAAAAGCGCCAAUCCGUUGCUGUUCAAGAGGAGCAAUCUGCACUCGCCGAGGAAGAGCCUAAGGCUGUUCCCGCAGAAGAAGACGCUAAGCUUGUAUCGGCGCCCACUCCUGCUCCUGUGUUCACUGAGAGUGAAUCCAUCGAACCAGCGCCAUCUCAAGAGGUCGAGCAGCCUUCUUCCAAUCCGCCCGCGGACACUCCCAUCGUGACGGAAGAGGCGUCUAAGGGCGAAGCCUUCCUAGAAGAGACUUCGCAACCAGAGGCCUCAGCCGAUACAGCCGCCACCGAGGCCGCUGAAGAGGCAUCUAUGACUCCCGCUCAGAAGCGCAAGGCCAAGAAAGAUAAGAAAAAGCGCCAAUCAGUCGUCGCCGAGGAGGAAUAUCCUGCACCCGUUGAGGAAUCCAAGCCCGAAUCCGCUCCAGAAGAGCACACUGGGCCUGAAUCGACUCUUCAAUCCGACCAGCCAACUGUCGACAAAGAUAUGCAGCCUCCUAUUAUGACAGACGAAGCCCCUAAGGCCGAAGAAUUCUCUCUCGAAGAGGUUAUACAGCAGGAUACCCCUGCUGAUGCGACUACCACCGAGACAACUGCUACCGAGACAACUGCUACCGAGACAACUGCUACCGAGACAACUGCUACCGAGACAACUGCUACCGAGACAACUGCUACCGAGACAACUGCUACCGAGGCCACUGCGGAGGAGGCAAUGACCGCCGCACAGAAAAAGAAGGCCAAGAAAGACAAGAAAAAGCAACGCAAGUCCGUUGCUUUUGAUGGCGAUGCCGUCCCGGCGGAAGAGUCGAAUCAGAAGCAGGAUUUGCCUGCACCUGGAGACGAGGUUGAAGCUCAGGGUACUCCGGCUGAGUUGAUUGUCUCUGCAGAAUCAGCCAAGGAGUUACCAGUGACUGAAGAAGUUCCCAGGCCUGCUGCUCAAGAGGAAGUCCUGGGGAAUGCAGAAGAACCCGCUUCCUCUGAACAGAACAAGGAUAUCAUCGAGCAUGAGACGGCCUCAACUGCUGUGCUCGGUGGCAUUCCUACUAGAGUCGAGGAGACGAAGUCCGCAGCGGAGUUGCCAGAGCAGUUAGAACAAGAGGCUCCCACUGCCCUAGAGGCCCAGUUGGCGAGUGCACAAGAGCCUGAAGUUGCCUUGACUGCGGCGCAAAAAAAGAAGGCGAAGAAGAAUAAGAAGAAGGGCAAGUCUGUGGACUUAGCGGACAACGCUCCUGCUAUCAUGGACGCAGCGCUGGAAUCUGAGCCUAAAUCUGAGCCCGUUGUUCAAACUCCGACCGAUACUCCGACUGAGACCCCGGAGUUGCAAAAUACUACAUUAUCUGCGCCAGUACAGCCCGCAGAAGCUCUCGAGCGAGAAAGCACGAUCGAGCCAGAGGCUCUCAAGGCCGAGGAACUCGAGACAACAGGAACCGUAUCCAACGAUUUGCUAAAAGAGGAAACUCCUGACGUUAAAGAGACCGACAAUGAACCUCCGGUAACUAAAGGAAUUCCCGAAGCCGAGCCGACUCCUUCCCAGGAAGCGGAGGUGAUUGCCCCUUCUCCUGCCGAGCCGACCGAAGAAGAGGUGGGUAUGUCAGCCAAGGAGCGACGCAAAGCUGCCAAGAAAGCGAAGAACCGCCAGUCCAAGAAUAUUGACGCCGAUAAUGAUCCUGCAACAUCCGAUUCGCUUUCCCCGGCCACCGGGCCUGGUACACCCAUCGAAGCGGUUCACGGCGUUGAAAAGGUCCUCACCUCCACGGACGCAGACGCCCAUGGACUUUCAGCCAUACCGGCGUCCUCGCCUGCGGAACAUGACGGUAAAGAACAUCAGUCCCACGCCAUAGAAACUUACAACGCCAUGGCGCAAGAUACGGCCUCGACUGAUAAAUACGUCUCUUCGCAGGUAGAGCAGACGCCGAUAGAGAGUCCUUUUUUAGAUUAUCCUCCCCAGCCCGUGCUUGAGCGUUCAGUUGAUUCCGGCGAGUUGGUGGAGGGAAAAGCUCAGCAGGAGGGCAAUAUCAGCCCAACUGCACAGGAGCCAGAUGGGGAGUUGGUUGAGCCCACAUCCCUUGAGGAAAUACAAACAGUUGUUGAUGGUGAGAAUGUUGAGGGGAGAUCAUCUGUGCCGGAAGCAGGCGAUCUCUCCAAGGAGAAGGAGAUUGAAGAGAUACCUGUGGAUGUUUUGAAUAAUGCUGUUCUUGAGGCACAGGCACAAGAACCUCACGUGGUGGAGGAGGCUUCUGAGACAACUGUCUCGAAGAAGCAGAAGAAGAAGAACAAAAAGAAAAACAAAAGUCAAGAGGAAGCAGCACCUGCGCUUGGGAGCUCUACUACAGAGGCAAAUGAGCAACCUGAAGCUGCGCCUUUGGUUGAGGCUGAACCCCAGUCGGAGGUCAAGGAACUCACUGAGGCUGAGCCUAUUGCCGAGGCCGAACCAGUGCUAGUUCCAGAGGAUCAACUGGCAGAUUACCCACAGAGCAUCGAAGAUACCGCCGCUGCCCAGGCAACCGAGGACGUCAAUGUCACUCAAGAAACUAGUGUCCCAGAAAUCGAGACCAGUGUUCCUCCGAGCGAGGAGUUAGAAACAGCCGUUGUCUCAAGGAAAAAGAGCAAGAAGGACAAGAAGAAGCAACGCCAAUCCCUUCUUUCUCAAGAACCCGAAGCUGGGCUCCAGCCGGAGGAACAGGCAGCACCCGAGGAUGGAACUUCUCCCCAAGAUGCUAGGUUUACGACUGAGUCAGCGCCUGCCGAAAUUGCCAAGCAAGAUGAGCCUGUCACUAGCGCAGAGCAGCCUGCUGAUGCUAUCGAGGAGGCCGCUACGGAUCUUGUAACGCCUUCUGAAGACACUGACCAACAUGCUCCAAGCCAAGAUAUUGAAAGCGGGGAGCGUUAUCUUGAACUUGCAUCCUCUGAAUCGAAGAUCGAUGAAGAAGACAAACCAUCCAAGGAAGCUGCCAAAACCUCGGCAGAAAUCCUAGAUGACAAGAAAUUUAGCGAACAAGUGCCGCCUGAAGCAGUCCCUGAGCCCGAAGUGGAAUCAUCGGCUGUAUCCAAAAAGAUGAGCAAGAAAGAGAAGAAGAAGGCUGCCGCCGCUGCCGCCGCUGCUGCUCUGGAGGAGGAAAAACUCGUUGAGUCACAGCCUGAACCCCAAGAGCCCUCGGCCAUUGCCCCCGGGGGUCAAGAGGAAGUGGUAGAGCAGCCUACCGUUCAAGAGGCGCAGCAUCCAGUGAAUGAGGAGAAGCCUCAACUUGAGGCAGAGAAGAACCUAGACGAAACGACAGGAUUGACAACUUCCGAGCUGAAGGAAGAUGUCCUGGAGCAGCCAGUUGAAGCUCCCAAGUCUACCGGGCCUCUCCAAUUUGAGGACAAACCGGAGGAGUCUACAAAAGAGUUAGUCGAGGAGCUAGCUGUGGCCGAUACUACUCGGAAAAUGUCGAAGAAGGACAAGAAAAAGGCCAAGAAGCAAGGCAAACAAGAGUUAAUUGAGUCGGCUUCCCCUCCGACCGAGGAUCAUAUCCCUACCAUCGAGCCAGCAACCGCAGAGGUUGCUCCUGAAUGGGAGGCAACUAAUGAGGAUACCCCAACAGAGCAUGAUCCUACCACCGAGCCCGUAACUAUGGAGGCUACUAUUGAACUGGAGGCGACUCCUGCAGAGAGGCCAGCUGAGACUGUUCCUGAGCCUGAGUUCAUUGCCCGGGAAGAUAUUCAGGAGGCUCCUAAGCUCGAGCCGGAAAAUGUCGAGAUGCCAGCCGUUGAUGGGUUUAGCAUCUUAUCGCAAGACAAGCAACAUUUAGAAAAACUGACAACUGAAGCAACCAUUCCUCUGAACAAACUCGAUACGCCCUCGCCAGUGGAACCCAGUGAUGAGAAUACCAACAAUGAGCCCCUUGACAUCGGGGUUCGCGUUGGAAAGAAGGAGCAGGAAGACGAAGCUGAUGUUGGGGCUGAUAAGAGCGAUCUUAAGAAAACAGCUGAUCCCGAGGUUGUUGAGGGAAUCGUUGAGUACCAACAUGGAGAACCUGAAUUGACGCCGGCUCUGUCCAAGAAGAUGUCAAAGAAGGACAAGCGCAAGGCCAAGAAGAAUGCCGGCAUCGCCGAAGAAGUCUCGACCCAACAGCAAGAAGAACCUCCGGCUAAGGCAGCUGAGCUGCCAAGGGAAUCUAGGAUCCAUCUUGUAGAGCCUGCUGUGGGGCAAGAGAUUUUUAUGGAACCUGAACAGGCUGCAAAUCCUCAGCCUACCUUGGAGACAGAGUUGCCAAUUGAGGGCCCCCUGCCGAUUGAGGAUCAGCCUAUAACCGAUUCAGAAGUUCAGGUCGAGCCUACACAACCCGACGAAGAGCCUGUUGCCGGUGGGGAACCCCCUCUUUCACGCAAGGCCUCGAAGAAGAAGGCCAAGAAGGCUCAAAAGGCUAACAAAUCCCUGGACACCGAGCCUGCGUCUGAAAACGCGAUUGAUGCGGAUCAGCAUGCUAUCAUUGUGCCGUUCGAAGAGGAGCACUCCAAGGCACAGGUCACCGAAAUUCCAGAUGAGAAUCCGGCUCAUGACGAAGACUGGCCGGCAAUUGACUGGCAGGCCAAGUUCGAAGAGUCCCAGCGAUUAAGAGAAGCGGACCCUGAGCUUGAGCCGGAGAUUCCACCUCCCGAGCCGGAGAUUAUUGGAGAAUUUGUCGAGUCUUCAUUCCCUGGGCCCUUGAAAGAGGAAAACGAAGCUACAGAGGAAGAUCCUUGGGCUUUGUCGAGCAAAAAUGGCAAGAAGAAGGCCAAGAAGAACAAGAAGCAGUCGCAACAAGCUCCCGCUGAAGCCGUGGAGUCCCCAUUGGAACCCUUAGAUGACAAAGAGAUCGAGCCGCCUGCUCGAACAACUACUCCCGGAGGAUCUAAGAUUGCCAACUUGUUCCCUGGCCUCGAGCGUGCGGGAUUUCGGCGAUCAGCCCUAGAUCAGCAAACACCGUCGCUAAAAGAUAGUGCUGAGGAUGAGACAACAGAGCUGGAAGCGAAUCGCGACAACGCGAUCCCUGUCUCGGAAGCACCCCUAGCGACCACUGAAAGCAAAGAAAUUACCGAUGACUUCACCUCUGGUCUACCUAGCAGCCUUGAAAGACGAAUUGAGGCUACAAUCCCGGAACUGAGCGCUCAUCCCGAGACUACGGAGAAUGAAUCAACCAAGGAGCCAGAACUGCCGACAUAUAGCGAAAAGUCUUUAGAUGCGCCAUUGUCAUUGUCAAUGGAGCCCUCCAAUGACCGGACUCGACCCGAUGAACUUCCUACACGCUUUCCACCCCCAGAAGCAGAGGAACUGUGUGAAUUACGGCGGUCACCAUCAAUCCAUGGCCGGCACCAGCAUACACCCAGGACAUGGAGUUUGGAAGAGCCAGCUCUACCAGUUCUUGUCCCAUCACCCCCUCGGUCGCUAUUUGGACCCGAUUAUGUGCGACCUCGGACUCCCCUUGAUACAAUUGCCGAACAAGAACCACGGGAGGGAACUCGAGGGAUCUUGGAGAUGAAGCCCGAACAUGUCUUACCUCGACCUCAGACACCAAUUCGGAAAUUUACAGACAAUGCCUUUGAUCGAGAAUCUUGGCCUACAGAUAAGGAUUUCAAAGAAAUUCUCAAAACUCCUGAAGGGCCAAUUUUGAAGCCCAGCACCAGCAGUGGAAAAUUACGUCGUACGAAUCGGAGUAUUAGUGGCGAUCUGCGGGCGGCUAGUCGAGCACUAGAUUCCCAGCCUUCGCUCGAUCUCGAUCAGCUCCCAUCCUCUUCCUCUUAUGACCCCGUUACCGAUAAGGGCAAACGUCCCCUCCGAAAUAUGUCGGACGUCUAUGAGGGAUGGGGUGAGACGCCCAAUUCCCCACGGUCGCCCAGCCGACCGCCUAGUGUCCGCCGCCGUCGCAGCAUGCAACACUUACAAGACAUCGAAACCCGCCUCGACCAGCUCAUAUCUGAAAACCGUCUAUUGAUCGCCGCCCGAGAUGAAGCCGAACAUAAACUUAAGAAUUCCAGCGUCGCUCGUCGAAAGAGCGACCGUGCGCUCAACACACGCGACGUGGAUCUGCGCGAUCGGGAAUCGGAGGUGGAACAAUUGAAGAACUCGGUGGAAUGGCUGCAAAAGGAGACGACUCGUCUGACCCAAGAGAACGAAGGGCUGGCCGCAUCCAACUCUGCUCUCGCCGCUGCCCAUGCAACUGAGAUCAACACCCUGCGCGAGGCGUCCACACGUGAACUAGCCGACUUACAGUCGCAACACACUCAACUCUCGUCCCAGAUGGAGGAUCGAGUUCGACAAGAGAUUGAGUCGGCUCUUGCGCAAAAAGACAUUGAAUUGCGCCGUCUGCGCAUCGAACUUGAGGAGGCUCGCGAUAAAGUGAAGGAGCUCCAACAACAAAUUGCAGCCUCGGUACAUGACAAUGCCCUUGUCUUCCGCGAUGAAGAGUACUUCGAUGCUGCCUGCCAGAAGCUGUGUGGCCAUGUCCAAUCCUGGGUCGUGCGCUUCUCCAAGCACAAUGAUAAGCGUCGCUGCCGCCCACUCAGUGAGUUGCAAGACGAAAAGAUCGCAGACCGUUUCGACAAUGCCCUCCUCGACGGCUCCGAUCCCGACAUCUACUUAUCUGAUCGUGUCCGCCGCCGCGACGUCUUUAUGUCGGUGGUCAUGACAAUGGUCUGGGAAUACAUUUUCACCCGUUAUCUCUUCGGGAUGGACCGGGAGCAGCGUCAAAAGCUCAAGUCUCUUGAAAAACAAUUGGGCGAGGUGGGCCCAACCCGUGCUGUGCAUCGCUGGCGAGCCACCACUCUCACACUGCUAUCUCGACGACCAGCCUUUGCUGCACAACGUGAGAGCGAUACGGAGGCUGUCACUCUGGAGAUCUUCCAAACCCUAUCGCGGGUCCUCCCUCCUCCAUCUCAUGUUGAAUCCCAGCUACUGGAUAAUCUCCGCAAGAUUAUGCGGGUAGCAGUCAACCUGUCCUUAGAGAUGCGCACCCAGCUGGCUGAAUUCAUCAUGCUGCCCCCUCUGCAGCCUGAAUAUGAUACCAAUGGCGACCUUGCACGCCAAGUGUACUUCAACGCAGCCCUGAUGAAUGAGCGCAGCGGUCUGACAAACGACAACGACGAACUCGAAGCUCAACAGUCCAUUGUCCGGAUCGUGCUCUUCCCUCUUGUUGUCAAAAAGGGCAAUGAUGUGGGCGAGGGCGAUGACGAGGUUGUCGUCUGCCCCGCCCAAGUCCUCAUUGCCCGCCCUAGCAAAGACAAGAAAGUGUCAAGGAUGAUGAGCGGUGACCGCAUGUCCAUUGAUGCUUCCAAAUCGGUCCACAGUGUUGCUCACAGUGCGGCACCCUCAUCUAUGAUGGACAUGAGUAAUGUGAUCUGA
This is a messenger RNA of Penicillium griseofulvum, 18612 nucleotides long. It is a transcript of the gene lah, whose product is annotated as involucrin repeat protein. The record is from RefSeq and is a predicted model, not a curated record. The coding region runs from base 1 to 18612 and encodes 6203 amino acids. Lineage: Eukaryota; Fungi; Ascomycota; Eurotiomycetes; Eurotiales; Aspergillaceae. The transcript has 3 exons.